CCAGAAGUCGGAAAGUCACAUUUCUCCAGUGCGUCAAAACGAAAGACCGGGGAAGAUGGACUUAAGAACCACAGUUCUUUUUUCGUAUAUAGGGUAAACCAGCUACUAUACCCACACUACCUUGAAAACUUGUUGACUGACUUUGGAGAUAGCCUGUUGUGAUAUGCCUCGCGCACUGUUACUACUGUGCGCGCACCUGAGGCAGGAGACAAUGUUUGUAUAGUCUGACCAUGUUGUGAAUUAGAAACAUUAGGGUUCAACUGUGGGAACAGUUGAUUUUUGAAAGCAUUAAUUUAAUCAUGCAGUCCGAUAAAAUUGAUGGUGUGGAGACCCUUGAUAACGCUUCUACAUUUGGAAUAGUUGAGAAGAUAGUUAAGACAACCGGUGGACAGAUGUUGCCGUAUGGACCGCUAGUCUGGAAGGGUCUAAAUGCACCUGCAUAAUGCCGUCAUACAUGGGUUUUAAGAGAGAAGAGGACUUUUUAACAGGGAAGCCAGAAACCAGUGCGUGAGACUACCCUGUCCAAGUUUACUUGGUUACAACAAACGCUUUCCAAAGAGAUGGCUUCCGAAGUGGUGUGUGGACUGAUCUUCAGAUUGCUCCUUCCAGUAUGUCUAGCUUCAGCUUGCUUCUUCAGGUACAACGGCCUGUCCUUUGUCUACCUCAUCUAUCUCCUGCUCAUUCCGCUCUUCGCAGAACCUACGAGCACAACAAUGCAGGGCCACACCGGGCGUCUGCUCAUGUCGCUGUGUUUCACCAGUAUGACAUUCCUACUUUUUCACAUCAUCUAUCAGAUCACCGUCAACAGCCUUUUGGCAGCCAACUCCAUCGACCCUGGCUUCAAUUGUUCCAUGUGGGAGAAAUCCAUAAGACAAAUAGGCUUUGAGAGUGUGAUUGGGGCGGAUGCAGGGAAUGGCAUCCGGGUGUUCAUCCCUGACAUUGGGAUGUUCAUGGCUGGUCUGGCCACCUGGCUGCUGUGUCGCAGUCUGGUACACCACAAGAGGCCUCCUGAGGAAAUGGCCCAGGACAACACAGAAUACCAACCUGAGGACCAGGAGGAAGAGGAGAAGCUGAGCCUGGAAGACAACAUCUUGUUUGAGGAAGACUUUGAGGCAGGGUACGAGGCAGAGGAAGAGGACGAGGAGCGCGGGGAGGGGGAGGAAGAGGAGGACGAAGAGGAGGUCGAGGAGAGCACCAAAAUGAAGAUCCUGCGCCGCGUGGCGGGAGUGGCGUCCAAAGCGAAGGAGAUCAUCGGCAACCUGAUCACCACAGCAGGGAAAGUGGUCGUCACCAUCCUGCUCGGCUUGACAGGUAUCAUGCUCCCCUCGCUGACCUCAGCAGUCUACUUCUUUGUCUUCCUGGGCCUGUGCACCUGGUGGUCCUUCUGCAAGACGUUCGACACGCUCAUAUUCAGCUGCAUGUGCGUGCUCAUGGCCAUCUUCAGCGCCGGACACCUCAUCGUGCUCUACCUUUACCAGUUCCAGUUCUUCCAGGAGGUCAUUCCUCCACGGGACAGCUUCAUCAGCCUGUUUGGUGUCUCGUCCAUCGUGCAGAGCGACUGCUCCCAGACGUGGAGACUCAUAGUGAACCCUCAGCUAAAGUGGCACCACUUUGUCAACCCCAUCAUGCUGCUGGUGCUGUACUACACCCUGGCCACCCUGAUCCGCCUGUGGCUGCAGGAACCUCUCGACCCGGAGGAAGAGGAGGAUGAUAUAAAUGAAGAGGAGGAGGUUAUCGUGAAUGGCACCAGUAAUUCAGCCGACAAGAAGAGGCAGCUCUGGUGGAAGGCACAUCAAAAAACCGAGGACAGAAACCUCCUCUCUACGCAAGGCGGCUUCAGCACCUCAGAGGGUCUCGUGGUUACUUCCAAUGGGACAUCUGUGGACUACAUGCCCACCAUCAACUCCACUGAGAAUGGACCACCCUGUCUGGACCUGUACUCCACCCCCCUGUACAAAAUGGACAAGUCCAACGCCAUCACAGAAAAGAGGGAUGCGGGUGUGUAUGAGGUUGGGCAGGGUCAGGAGGAGAUCCUGAUGGUGGAGGGGGGAGAUGAGCCGAAAGAGGAGGAGGGGGAAGAGGAGGAGGCGGAGGAUGAGAAGGAGCCAGGCAAGAUCAGCUCUGCCGUCACCGUCUUCAGGUUCAUCAUGAAGCAAAGCUACAUCUGCGCUCUCAUCGCCAUGAUGGCGUGGAGCAUCACCUACGUGAGCUGGCUGACGUUUGUCUUCCUGAUCUGGUCGUGCACGUUGUGGAUGGUGAGGGACCGGCGGCGCUACGCCAUGCUGACCUCCCCCUUCAUGGUGCUGUAUGGGGACCUGCUGCUCGUGCUGCAGUACAUCUGGAGCUUUGAGAUCCUGGAGCCCAUCCCCGGCCUCUUCCUCAAGAAGAAGGUGCCCUUCAGCGAGCUGGGCUCCAAGGUCCUGUGUCUGCUCAGUUUCUGGCUGCUGCUGAGACAGACUCUGACAGAGAGGCAGGACAGGCAGAAGGAGGAGGCUGCUGUCCUCACCAAUGUCCAAGUGGACGACCAGAAGAAAGACCAAGAAGUGGAGGAGGAGAGUGAAGAUGCGGGCGAGCCAGAUAUCAUGCAGGUCCUGGGGAACAUGGUCAUGGCUCUGCUGGUCAAGUACUGGAUCUACAUCUGCGGAGGAAUGUUCUUCUUCGUCAGCUUUGAGGGACGCAUUGUCAUGUACAAGAUCAUCUACAUGAUGCUUUUCUUGUUCUGUGUGGCACUCUAUCAGGUGCACUAUGAGUACUGGAGGAGGAUCCUGAAGUACUUCUGGAUGUCAGUGGUGAUGUACACCAUGCUGGUCCUCAUCCUGGUGUACACCUUCCAGUUUGAGACUUCUCUGCCCUUCUGGGUUAACUUGACGGGCAUGAGCAAGGAAAAGCUGAAGGACCUUGGUCUGGAGCGGUUCUCUGUCUCCGUGCUCUUCACCAGGAUCUUCAUCCCCACCUCCUUCCUGCUGGUGUGCAUCCUACACCUGCACUACUUCCACGACCGUUUCCUAGAGCUCACUGACCUGAAGGCUGUGGCUGCCAAGCAGGACAGCAGCAUCUACAGCCACGCUAAAGUUAAUGGCCGUGUCUAUCUGAUCAUGAACAGCAUCAAGCAAAAAAUCCCUUCUCCACAGAGCAAACUGGUGACCCAGGACGGCAGUCUGGCUGAUAUCGCCAUGCUCAGUACGUCCUCCAUGGACGGAGGGACCCCGAGGGACGAGGACAGAGAGAUAGACAAGGAGCAGGCCUUGGUGGUGGUGAUGGAUGACAUGGAGGUGGAGAAGCAGCAGAAGAGCUCUGUGGCCUCAGACCCCCGCCCAUCCAGCACUGAGGAGAGCCGUCACACCAGCGUGGGGACCGAGCCAGACCCAGAACCCCCAACAGAACAGACCUCAGAUCUGAAGAACAAGUGGCACCUGGUGGUGGACCGACUGACUGUGCUGUUCCUCAAGUUCCUGGAGUAUUUCCACAAGCUGCAGCUCUUCGUCUGGUGGCUGUUGGAGAUCCACAUCAUCAAAAUAGUGUCCUCUUACAUCAUCCUGGUGUCUGUCAAAGAGGUGUCCCUGUUCAACUAUGUUUUCCUGGCCUCCUGGGCCUUUGCUAUGCCCUACAGCCAGUUUCGCCCACUGGCUUCCAGUACGUGCACAGUCUGGACCUGCGUCAUCAUCAUCUGCAAAAUGUUGUACCAGUUGGAGUCUAUAGACCCACCCUCAUACUCCAAAAACUGCUCCAUGACUCUGAACUACACAGACAAGCAGGACGAGAAGUCUCUGUUCCAUAAGGAGCUGGUGGACCCAGCUAACUGGGUGGGCCUGGAGAAGUUUGAUCCUCUGCUGGAGAACCUGAGGAACAACCUGCUGAUGUUAGCCAUUCUGGCGUUUGAGGUGACCAUCUACCGUCAUCAGGAGUACUACCGGCUGAGGAACAAGCUCACUGCCCCCGCUGCUAGGAUCAUCUUCCACAACAUCACACGACAACACCUGGACAUGGGCCUAGUCAACUUUGUCAAAUACUUCAUUAACUACUUCUUUUAUAAAUUUGGACUGGAGACAUGCUUCCUGCUGGUGGUGAAUGUGAUUGGUCAGCGUAUGGACUUCUAUGCCAUGCUGCAUGCCUUUGCUUUGAUAGCCGUCAUGUACAGACGCAGGAGGAAGGCCAUCGCUGAAGUCUGGCCAAAGUACUGCUGCUUCUUGGCCUGUAUACUCACCUUCCAGUACUUGGUCUGCAUUGGAAUCCCACCUGCAGCUUGUAAAGAGUACCCGUGGAGGUUCCCUAGCUCUACCGUGGACUCCAAUGUGAUCAAGUGGCUCUAUAUCCCUGACUUCCACACCAAGCCCAACCCAAUGUUCCUUGUCUAUGACUUCAUGCUGCUGCUGUGUGCGUCCCUCCAGAGGCAGAUCUUUGACGAGGAAAACCAGGCCGCCGUUCGUCUCAUGGCUGGCGACAACGUGGAGAUCUGCCGAGACCUGGACGCUGCAUCGUUCAGCGUUCACAACCCUGCCCCAGACUUCAUCCACUGCAGAUCAUACCUGGACAUGCUGAAAGUGAUCAUGUUCAGCUACCUCUUCUGGUUUGUCCUCACCAUCAUCUUCUUCACUGGGACCACGCGCAUCAGUGUCUUCUGUAUGGGCUACCUGGUGGCCUGCUUCUACUUCCUGCUUUUCGGGGGCCAACUGCUGCUCAAGCCAAUCAAAAAGAUCCUGCACUACUGGGACUUCCUGAUUGCCUACAAUGUAUUUGUCAUCACUAUGAAAAACAUCAUGUCAAUCCUUGCAUGUGGGUACAUCAACUCCCUGAUGGUGAACCACUGCUGGCUGAUCCAGCUGUGCAGUCUGGCCUGCACCAUCAAAGAAUACAAUAUCAACACCAACCAGGACUUCCUUAGUCCUGAUAAGAGGUGCGAGCUUCCCAGUGAUGAAGCUGGGAUCAUCUGGGACAGCAUCUGCUUUGCCUUCCUGCUGCUUCAGAGACGCGUCUUCAUGAGCUACUACUUCCUGCACGUGGUGGCAGACAUCCGCGCCUCCCAGAUCCUGGCAUCCAGAGGAGCUGAGCUGUUCCAGGCCACCAUAGUGAAGGCGGUCCGAGCUCGGCUGGAGGAGGAGAACAGAUCCAUGGAGCAGCUGAAGAGACAGAUGGACCGUAUCAAGGAGAGGCAGCAGAAGUUUAAGAGGGGGAAGGAGAAGAUGCUCAGCCUAGCCCAGGAGUCUGGGGAAGGACCCCAGCUCAUUCAGGCCGAGGAGGAGGACGAGGAGGAUGACGGAGAAGAGCGACAGAAAGCCAAGACCACAAAAAAGCAGUGGUGGAGGCCUUGGGUUGACCAUGCGUCCAUGGUUAGAAGUGGAGAUUAUUACUUGUUUGAAACUGACAGUGAGGACAGUGAGGAGGAGGAGGAGAAGGGAGAGGACGAACCACCUAAGAAGUCAGCCUUUCAGAGAGCUAUUGGAAAGUUUGCCUCAGCUCUCUUGGCUUUGCCAAGGUCUAUCAUUAAACUGCCCAAAACUAUACUGCAGUAUUUUGUCAGGGCAGGCAAGUUUCUUUACCAUGCGUGGAUCACAGAUUCCAAAACCGCCAUGAAGGAACGCAGCAAAGAGAAGCGUAAAUUCUGGAAGAGAUACACCAGAGGAGACAAACACAAGAGAGACAAGAAGGAAGGCCACGUGGCUAUCGAAGUGGGAGAGGUGGAGGAGGGUCAGGAGACGGAGGAGGAGAAGAAGAAGUCUGCUGGCCCAGACAACAUCCUCAAGCGGGUCUUCAACAUCAUCAAGUUCACCUGGGUGCUGUUCCUGACCAUGGUGGACAGCUUCACCAAGUGGAUGAACGACAUGUGCAGGGAGCACAUCGACAUCUCCACCGUGCUGCGCAUAGAACGCUGCAUGCUCACCCGGGAGGUCAAAAAGGGGAAUGUCCCUUCGCGAAGCAGCAUCCAGGUGUACUACCAGAAGCAGAUGAUGAUCAACAUGUCCCGGGAGUCCAGCCUGGAGCGCCUCAGCGAGGACGGCUCGGCGUCGGGCUCCCGCAGGGCCCGCAGGAAGCGCGGAGGCUACGGGAUGGAGAGCCAGGACAGCAUGGCGUCCAGGGACAGCCUCUCCAGUGCCUACACUGAGGCCACCAUGCUGAUCUCCCGUCAGUCCACGCUGGACGACCUGGACGAAAUGCCAGAGUGCAUUCCCAAAACCAGCGAGCGUGCCCGCCCCAAGCUGCGCAAAAUGUACGGCCUGGACGCCUCCUACUCCUCGGCCGACAGUGGCAGCAGCGCCGUGUCCAGCGAGGCCACCCAGUGCGUCACACUCUACUCCAGACAGGGCACGACGGACACCAUAGACGAGGUGGAGGACGAGCAGGACCAGGGCCAGCACGGGCCCCGUAGGGAGGGGUCAGACGGAGCAGAGGGCGGCCCCUGGGAGGGGGCUGAGUCUGGGGAGGAGGGAGAGGAGGGCCGGCGCAGGCAGGAGCGUCUGUGGAGCUCCGCGGGUCCUGGAGACGACCCCUCGGCAGCCCUGUCCGGCCAGGACUACACCACUGAGAGCGACGAGGGGGGAGGCAGGCAGGGGUACAUGCCCACAGACGGGCGUGCGCGACAGCUGCACACACCCGACACCGACGCUCUGAACACCUCCGACGCGGACGUGCCGCCCAGUUACAGCAAAGCGGUCAGCUUUGACCGUCUGGCGGUCAGCUUCGACCGUCUGGAGGUCAGCGAUGACGACAGUGACCUGGAAGACAGAAGGCUGAUGGCGAUGACCCCCGACAGCAGGUCGGACUACCUGUCCGACCCCCUGUUGCCCUCUGCGACCACGGAGUUGACCGCCAGCGAACUCCUGCUCAACAAAAUGUUCUAUGACGAAGAGCUGGAGAGCUCGGACAAGUUCUACAACAGCCAGCCUCUGGUGUUGCAGCUGUGCUAUGCCCUGUACAACAUGCUGGUGGCUCACUCUGAGAUGGUCUGCUACCUGGUCAUCAUCAUCAACCACAUGGUGUCUGCCAACUGUGCCACCCUGGUGCUACCCAUCCUCAUCUUCCUCUGGGCCAUGCUCUCUGUGCCGCGGCCCAGCAAACGCUUCUGGAUGACAGCUAUCGUCUACACAGAGGUCACCAUAGUCAUCAAGUACUUCUUCCAGUUUGGAUUCUUCCCCUUCAACCAGAACCAGAAGAUUGACAAGAACAAACCUUACCACCCUCCUAACAUCAUCGGUGUGGAGAAGAAGGAUGGCUACGUCCACUACGACCUGAUUCAGCUCCUGGCCCUCUUCUUUCACAGAUCCAUAUUAAAGUGCCAUGGCCUGUGGGACGAGGAUGAUCCCAAGGAGACUAAGAAGGACCCGCAACAGCGUGCCGAAUCAGAGGACGAGGGCCAGGACAAGGAGAAAGAGAAGGAGGCCGUCCCACCAGCCGUCCAGGGCAGGAGAGGCUCCACCCACACCCUGAAGUCCAUCAACCUGGGAACCUCGACAGACUCUGUGCACGUACAGAUGCACUGUCCCCAACAGCAGACCUACCAACGCCGCAAGAGCUCCAGCGGGGCGUCCCACAUCUCCCAUCGCUCCAGCCACUCAGCACGAUCUAAGAGAGGUAGCACGAGCACCCGGAACAGCAGCCGGAAGGACGGCAGUGAGGCCGGCGUCCAGCCCAAGACCCGCAAGCAGCUGAUCAUGGAGAAGAUCAGGGAGCAGCUGAUCAAAGCCAGGGUUUUCAUCAUGAAACGGGCUCUUGAGAUCUACUCGCCCAUUCGUCAGUUUUUCUACCACCUGAUUCACCCCGAGUACAGCGCAGUGACCGACGUCUACGUGCUGAUGUUUCUCGCUGACACCGUUGACUUCAUCAUUAUCGUUUUUGGAUUCUGGGCUUUUGGGAAACACUCAGCAGGAGCAGACAUAACCUCAUCGCUGUCCGAGGACCAGGUGCCUGGGCCCUUCCUGGUCAUGGUUCUGAUACAAUUUGGGACCAUGGUGGUGGACCGGGCCCUCUACCUGAGGAAGACGGUCAUGGGGAAAUGUGUGUUUCAGGUCAUCCUGGUGUUUGGCAUCCACUUCUGGAUGUUCUUUAUUCUGCCCGGAGUCACAGACAAACGUUUCAGUGAAAACUACGUGGCUCAGAUGUGGUACUUUGUGAAGUGCUUCUACUUUAGUCUGUCAGCCUAUCAGAUCCGCUGUGGCUACCCUACGCGUGUGCUGGGCAACUUCCUCACCAAGAGCUACAACUAUGCCAACCUCUUCCUUUUCCAGGGGUUCCGCCUGGUGCCGUUCCUCACAGAGCUGCGAGCGGUGAUGGACUGGGUCUGGACGGACACCACGCUCAGCCUGUCCAGCUGGAUCUGUGUGGAGGACAUCUACGCACACAUCUUUGUGCUCAAGUGCUGGAGGGAGUCGGAGAAGCGCUACCCGCAGCCCCGGGGACAGAAGAAGAAGAAGGUGGUGAAAUAUGGCAUGGGAGGGAUGAUUGUGGCCCUGCUCAUCUGCAUCGUGUGGUUCCCCCUCCUCUUCAUGUCCUUGGUCAAGUCCGUGGCAGGGGUGGUCAACAAACCCCUGGAUGUGUCUUUUACCAUCACCUUGGCUGGCUUUCAGCCAAUAUUUACCAUGAGUGCUCAGCAGAACCAACUGAAGGAGGUCUCCGAGUCAAACUUCAAGGGCCAUUUCAUGAAGUCGUACUACGGCAAUGAUGAGGCCCUGCAGUGGCUGGAGGGCUACACACCAGAGGACCUGACCAUUGCUGAGCUGGAGGGGAGUUCCAACUCCCUAUGGACCAUCAGUCCCCCCAGUAGGAAUAACCUCAUCAAGGUCCUGAAUGACUCUGAAGAGUUCCCCAUUACUGUAGCUUGGUCCAUUCAAAGGAACUUGACUCUGGGAGCUAAGGCAGAAACGGCGACAGGAAAGCACGUUACAAAUCUGGACGACGAGACCAAGCAGGAGCUUGUGGAGUUGUUACUGGACGUAAACCCUAGCAGCACAAAGACAGUGGUUAUUCAACAUGUUUUGCCUCGUUAUCUCCGAGCUCCUAGUGACUCUGAAUCCAAGCCCAUAGACCAGCUCUACAAACGGGAUGACAAGGACGACCCCGUGUGGUUUAACAUCACCUUGACCCUGAAGAGAACCAACAACGACACAGGGAAGACACAGGAGUGGUGGAUUGUCAACCAGACGGAAGCAGCCCCAUUGAAAAUCAGGAGCUCCAAGAACCAGUAUUCUGCAGGCCUGGAGCUCUAUGUGUUCAGCGACCAGGUCAGCCCUCCGAGCCUGGGAUUCCUGGCUGGAUACGGGAUUAUGGGGCUGUACGCGUCCGUGGUGCUGGUCAUUGGAAAGUUUGUUCGUGAGUUCUUCAGCGGAAUCUCCCACACCAUCAUGUUCGAGGAGCUGCCCAACGUGGACCGCAUCCUGAAGCUGUGCACGGACAUCUUCCUGGUCCGAGAGACGGGAGAGCUGGACCUGGAGGAGGACAUGUACGCCAAACUCAUCUUCCUCUAUCGCUCCCCAGAGACCAUGAUCAAGUGGACCAGGGAGAAGACCCAGUGAGCCUCACCAUGCCCACCACAAGAACACGAGUGACAUGAGAAGUGACCGUGGCACAGUGACUGGCACAGGCCUUUGAGACGGGGGGACUUCUCUCACGCUUCGAGUGGGGUGUAUCUGGCACUGAGCAGUGUCUUAAGAGCUCUUGAGGUGUGUGUGGAUUACUGUCCCUGCUUUCCCACGGAAGAACGACAUGGGAUGACCGACUCCGAGUGUUAACCAAGGGCUUCCCAUUUAUGGAUAAUGACCAUACAGAACCAAUGUGUGCUCACAAUUUUGCAGCUCACUUUUCAGACGGUUUCCAAAUGGAGUUCCUGGAUUGUGGGGUUGUGCAAUAUAUAACUCUCAGCCUCCAAGGCAGUCUAUUACGAAGGAGGACAGAAUCUAGAGGCAGCUUCUGUUCUGGCCAAGAUACAGCAAACCCCUAAAAGGCACUCUGUCAUGUCUGAGACUGAGACGAGCCAGUUUUGAAAAACAAAAUACCGUUAUUACACAAUGUAUACUUGCCUUACUUUGUUAGUGUGAGAGACUAAAAGUGUUUUAGUUAUCAAAUAUAUCUCUCAGGAAAAAACAUCCCAAGACGGGGUUCAGUUAUUCCAUUGUCGGUUCAGAAAAUAAAAGUGUUUAUAUUAUUAUAGCUUGAAGGACGACAUAGGCAGAAAAAUAUGGAUUUGCAUUCUAAAAAGGUGGUCAAAUAUUAAAAGGCAUGACAUGAUACAGGUCAAGGGAAAAAUGUGAUUGAGUUCUGGUGAGAUUGAUGGGCAAGGGACAGUUUUUGGAUAUGUUCACAGUGAAUGUGAUAGAAAAUCUAAUAACUUCUUUGUCCAGUUUGAUUAGAGCUCAAUCCAAGGGGGGCUAUUUUUUAAUCAGGGUAUAAAGAAGCUACUCGUGCAUCAACCGGUAGACUGUCGUACAUCACCUUUUACAGUUAUUAAAAUGUCAACCUCAUUUACAUUCUUACAUCCACAACAGUAACAUUGGCUAUGCCACUAAAAUGGAGGUGGAUGAGACAAGUACCCAUUGACACAAGGGGCAUACACAUACCCUGUGGUCCAAACUAUGCAUUAGAAGACAUUGUAGCAUGAAAAAACUAUAAUAAAGUCAUUUUCAUUACAUGUACAUGGCAUUUUAUGGAUGAUAGUGUGGACAAUUCAAUGUGAAAGUGUACGUGUAUGAUUAAAGGAAAUUUGCUAUUGUGGAAAUGUUUUUUUCCAUUUACCCAUUGUGAAUUACCGCAUGGCAGACAGUUUUUUUUGUGUAUGUCUAUAUUUCAUUUGCUGCCCAUUGGCAGGUAUGAUACACAAGAGGUUUAUAAUUUAGAUCUUCACUGAUGGCAACAUUGAUGUACAGCUUUGAUCUCUCUAAUGCACAAAUACAUCAUAUGUUAUUACUAUUAAGUGACAUUGCGUAGCAGGUAGAGAGCAUUAGAAAAACGCUACACUCAUCAAAAAUAAAUCAGGACUUUAAAAAGCUUUGCAUCCAUUACCUGACUUUUUUCCAAGUAACUGUUUUGUACCACUAGGUCCUGCUCCUCCCACAUUCUA
This is a messenger RNA of Hypomesus transpacificus, 11044 nucleotides long. Its product is annotated as piezo-type mechanosensitive ion channel component 2. Lineage: Eukaryota; Metazoa; Chordata; Actinopteri; Osmeriformes; Osmeridae. The transcript has 56 exons. The coding region runs from base 561 to 9503 and encodes 2980 amino acids. The record is from RefSeq and is a predicted model, not a curated record.